GCUCCUUUCUUCUCACUCACUCACCGCGCGAGUACAUGUGGCCGACGGAACAUAUGGCAGAAGCAGACGCCCCGGCCGGUUUCAUCCUUCUCCGCGGAAAACGACGAGCACGACGCAGAAAGGCGCCCUUAUCAUCACUCCCUGCGUUUCUGCCGCUGCGCACAUUGCCUGUUCAGCCCGACCGGCGAACCGGCCAUGGCCGGGGCGGCGCCCCACGUCAUGGUGCUGCCGUUCCCGGCGCAGGGCCACGUCACCCCGCUCAUGGAGCUCUCGCACCGCCUCGUCGACCACGGCCUCCAGGUCACCUUCGUCUGCACCGAGCCCAUCCACAAGCUCCUUCUCGACGCCCUGCCGCGGAACGGCGGCGGCGAGGCGCUGGACGGGAUCCGCCUGGUCUCCGUACCGGACGGCCUGGCCGACGGCGACAGCCGCAGGGACCUAGGCAAGGUCCUGGCCGGGGUCUUGGGGCGCGUGCCGGGCCACGUGGCGGAGCUCAUCAGGGAGACGGAGGCGUCCGGGGAGAGGAAGGUGCGGUGGCUCGUCGCCGACUCCACCAUGGCGUGCUGCUUCCAGGCCGCGAGGAAUCUCGGCGUCCGGGUCGCCUCCGUCUGCCCGGCGUCCGCGGCGUGCCUUGCCACGUCGCUCAGGAUUCCCCAGCUCGUACAGGAUGGCAUCUUCGACCACAAUGACGCGCGUCGCCGGCAACGGCAUGAUCGUCAGCUGGUGCCCCCAGCAGCAGGUUCUCGCGCAUCCGGCGGUGGCAUGCUUCGUGUCGCACUGCGGGUGGAACUCGACGAUGGAGGGGGCGAGGAACGGCGUGCCCAUCCUGUGCUGGCCCUACUUCUCCGACUAGUUCGCGAACCGGAGCUACAUCUGCGACAUUUGGAGGACUGGUUUGGGCGUGACGCAUGGCGAGGACGGCGUCGUCACCAAGGAAGAGGUGAAGGCGAAACUCGAACAGCUCACCGGCGACAAGGGAAUCGCGGAGAGGGCGCGGAUGCUCAGGGAUGCAGCUCGCAAGAGCGUCAGCGAGGGAGGCUCCUCGUACGAGAAUUUCAAGAGAUUUGUCGAUCUCCUGAUGGAGUGAGCUGCACCAUUUCGCUCUUCCUAGAGUUCUACUAGUAUCUUUAUCGUGGCAUCCUGAGAUAGGCCAAGGAGAAUAUAUUAUAUUGGACUUUAGGGGAUCGUGAACAAAUAUUGUCCCGGCUUAUUGCAUCUCCAACAAAUCCGCUUCCCUAAUUUAUUUGUUUCUGGUCCUCCGUCUGAAAAAGUUUGUCCCUCAAAUGAAUGCAUCUAGCAUUAAAUUAGUGCUAGAUAUAUUUAUUCGAGGGACAAGGUUGGAACAAGCUUUUCGGACGGAGGGAGUAUAUCAAAGCAAGUUUGCUAUUUCACAUCUAGAUGCAAUAUACUUGGGGUGCAGGGUAGAAAUGCAAGAGUUUGUUUUUUUACCUAUUUUCCAUCCUGAGCGAUUUUCCUUCGUUUGUCCUUUUAUUUUUUGUUGGUUUUGUGC
Molecule: messenger RNA, 1510 nt
Organism: Triticum aestivum (bread wheat)
Lineage: Eukaryota; Viridiplantae; Streptophyta; Magnoliopsida; Poales; Poaceae
Product: UDP-glycosyltransferase 83A1
Exons: 3
Coding region: 196-1122 (308 amino acids)
Molecular function (GO): quercetin 7-O-glucosyltransferase activity; quercetin 3-O-glucosyltransferase activity
Source: RefSeq, a predicted model, not a curated record